This is a messenger RNA of Parnassius apollo (apollo), 360 nucleotides long. The record is from the annotation of a GenBank genome assembly. NCBI's taxonomy places the organism in Eukaryota, Metazoa, Arthropoda, Insecta, Lepidoptera, Papilionidae.
AUGAUAGAGGAGUUACGUACGGAAAUUGUCGCUAUGCGCAAUGAAUUUGUAAACUUUGGAACAAAGUUCGACAGGCUUUACCUUGCCGUCAGCGACUUAAGUAAGCGAGUUGAUGGAAUAGAGAAUCGGGUGGCUAAUCUCGAAAAAGACGAAUGCAUGGAAAAAUAUAAGGAUGAGAACAAAAAGCUAAGCGACACAUUGGAGCGUCUUAAGUUCGAGUUGAACGAUCGUGAUCAGGAACAGCUCCUUACUGAUGUAGAAAUAAGUUGUAUACCUGAGCAUAAGGGGUUGUGCCAGUAUAAACUAAAUUGUGAUUUCUGUUCCCGGAGCACACAGCAUACCAUUCAUCUAAAUUUAUAA